Molecule: messenger RNA, 3027 nt
Organism: Durio zibethinus
Lineage: Eukaryota; Viridiplantae; Streptophyta; Magnoliopsida; Malvales; Malvaceae
Product: WPP domain-associated protein-like
Source: RefSeq, a predicted model, not a curated record
UCAUGUCAUGUCCCGAUGGCAGAUUAUGUAAAUAAAUCUAAUUUUAAGGUUCAUUGUAUUAUUUUCCCUUCCAUUCCCGCUCACCGUGUCCGACUCGUUUUGUCUAUUUUCUCAGAAACCCUAAACACCACAAAAAAAAAAAAAAAAAGAAGCAUACGGCUUUUAAUGGAGCAGCUUUUAACUCAGAAUACUCUUUUUCACCUUUAAUUUUGUGUCAAAAUUUUUUUAUCCUGCUGGUGGGAAGCAAUUUUGGAAUGGCUAUGGAGAGCUGUAGAGAUGUAAAUGCUAGUUUCAUUUCACAUUGUGAUGCAUCUAAUCAUGGGUUGGUGCACACUGGGGAUGCUGUAAAAGACACUGAGGAAUUGGAUGUUGACUUUCUCGAUGAAUUUGAUUUAUAUGUGGAAGACAUCAAGGAUCGAUUGACCAUUUCUAGGAUGGUGAGUGACUCAGUCAUCAGGGGCAUGGUCAAUGCUGUUGAGCAAGAGGCAGCUGAUAGGAUUGCUCAAAAAGAGUUGGAAAUAGUGAGGUUGAAGAAAAUGGUGAAUCCUUACCAUGUUGGUUCAAAUAAAAACAAACCUUUACGAUCUUUAAUGAAGCACCAUGAACCAAAACUUGGUGUAUUUCCAAGAUUGUCAAAUGCUUUAUUUGAGCAUGACAAGAUACAAGAAUCUUUUGGCUGUCUUAAAAAUACAGCUAAAGGGCAGUUUAAGAAUCUCAGGACAGAAAUUGACCAAAUCAGAGGGCAUAAGAUUAAUUCAGUUUCUAAGAUGGUGGGAUUGGGUGGUAUUUUGCAAGAGGAGGAACCCAAAAAAUGGAUUGAUGUGGAUAAAACCCUUGAUUCCUUAAGAAUAACCCUGGACUCUGUUUAUGGGCAAGUGGAUGAUAUUGUUUACUCAUUCAAGGAAUCACUCUGUCAAUGGCAGCUGGAGCAAGAAUAUCUGGAAGAAGUUGACCAUAUGGUGGCUACAAUUUGUAUUCGGAGUUUGAAGGAACAAUUUGAAGAAAGACUAUGGGAUCAAAGUGCUCAAUGCUACGUUAAUGAAAAUCUAAAUUGGAUUGAGAAGAUCAAUGAUAUUUCCAGUUUGCGUCAGGAAUUAGAUGGCAUUUCUAAAUCACUGUCUAAUCCUGAAACUGGGAUGCUGAAUUCUUAUAGUUCAUUGGAAAUCAAUGGUGAUUUGAGUAACUAUAAAAUGACUGAUCAUUUGCAUCAAAAGGUUUCAGGGAAUCAUGUUUCCUUGUCUGAUUCACUUUGGGAAGGAAAUGGCAAGCAUGGAGAGUUAGUAAUUACCGUGCCAGAAAAUUUGGAUGCUGCGCAACUAACACACAUGUCAAAAGAAGAAUUGGUGAAUUUUUUCAAGGUUGAGAUGACAAAAAUGAAGAGGAACCAUGACUACAAGCUACAAGAGAUGACUGAAAAAUAUUUUAGCCUCAAACGGGAGUACUUGAAAGAAAGGGGCUCUUCUCUGCCAUCUAGGAAGGAUAAGGAGUUUGAUGUCUUGAGGAAAAAGAUCCCAGAUGUCAUUGUAAAAUUGGAUAGGAUUCUUGUGGAAAAUGAAAAAUUUCCAUUGUUAAGUAAUAAUAAUGAGAAUCUUAUAAUUUUGAAGGACAAAUUAGAAUCCCUGCUUUCAGAAAAUCAUCAACUGAGAGACUCACUUUCCGAUAAGAAAAAGGAAGUUAACUGCCUUUCUUCACAAGUUUCUGAUGCCAUAGAGAAAAUGUCACAGUACUCUCUGACUGAGGAAAACUUACUAAAAAAGGUAGAAAACCUUGAAUCUGUUGUUGAAGAUGCACAUAUUGAAGCUACCAUUAGUGGGGAUGUAUAUAAUUGCUUCAUCAAAGAGGCAAUCUGUCAGAAUAAGUGGAUCAGUGAAGAUUCAGAGAUGGAGCAUAAUAUUAUGAAAGAAAUUUAUGACCUUAUACUCAAAGAUGCUUCUUGCAAUAUGUCACAUGCCUGCAAGAGUGAAUUUGAAGAUUCUGAUUUAGAGUCUUCAAUUAUGGAAGGACUAUGCAUGAUCAUAUUCAGAGAAGCCUUCACAGAAGCCAAGGAGAAAGUCCAUGACUUAGGUUUGGAUGCAUUUGAGAAGGAAAGGGUACUAAAACUGGAAGCUGCAGAGAAGGAAAAACUGCAGCAACGUAUGCUCCUAAUGGCAUCAGUGGAUGAUGAAAAGGAGAAGUUGCUUAAUGAAAUGGCAGCUGCAUUGGCAAGAGAAAAGGAGAAAUUUAUGGUGGCUUCUCAAGAGCUUGACUUUAUAUGGGAUCAGACAAACCAGCAGCAAAUGAUGAUUUCUAAGUGCAAUGAAGAAUCCAGUGUUCUGAAAACUGAUCUCCUUCAAGCAUUGGAGAAACUUAAACGACAUAAAGUGGAGAUAUGUGAAUUAAAUCUGAAGCUUGACGAGGCAGUGAAAGAUUUGAGGGAAAGCAAUGAUGAGAGAAGGAGGCUUCUUGUUGCUGCCAAAGAGAAGGAGUGUAGUUUAUCAUCAGUUAAAGCAAAUGAAAGUGAGCAUAGAAAACAGAUGGAAUCAAUAUGUAUUCUUGUUGAAGGACUAUCUAAGGCAGUUGCUGGUUUUGAAUGUCGAGUAGCAGAAGAUAUGAAGAGGAGUAAUCUAAGGUUGGAAAAUUUGAGCUCGCAAUCCGGUUCUCUUAUUCAGACGGCCAAUAUACUGAAAAGAAAGGAAUUGCAAUAUAAGCAGAAUCUUGAAAGGAGAUGUUCUGACCUUGACAAAGCUGAAACUGAGGUGGAUCUCUUGGGUGAUGAGGUAGGAGUACUUUUAGGCCUUCUCGAGAAAAUAUACAUAGCGCUUGAUCAUUAUUCCCCAAUAUUGAAACAUUAUCCUGGAAUUAUGGAGAUAUUGAAGCUGGUUGGAAGGGAAUUGAGUGGAGAAUCUACUAAGUCACUUUGAUUUAUCCUUCACUAGGUGAAUGGUUGAUUCAUUUUUGCACCUGCAUUUGCUACUUUUUUUAUUAUUCAGCAUUUGGGAAGGAGUCAUGGCCGGUAAAACUUGCCUCUUCUGAAAUAAUCAAGCACAG